UUUGGUGUGUCGCAUCCACGUGAACGGUUGUUCCAUCAGUGUUGUGCGAAUAAAGUUUUGUAAAAAAUGAAGUUGAAUGUAUCAUAUCCCGCAACGGGAUGUCAAAAGUUGAUAGAAGUUGACGAUGAACAUAAACUUCGUGUUUUCUAUGAAAAACGCAUGGGAAUGGAGGUCCCGGCCGACUCCCUUGGAGACGAGUGGAAAGGUUAUGUCGUCCGCAUCGCCGGGGGUAACGAUAAACAAGGGUUCCCCAUGAAGCAGGGUAUCCUUACAAACGGCCGUGUUCGUUUGUUGCUAUCCAAAGGACAUUCUUGCUACAGACCUCGCCGUGACGGAGAAAGGAAGAGGAAGUCAGUCAGAGGAUGCAUUGUUGACUCUAAUUUGAGUGUAUUGGCUCUGGUUAUUGUCAAGAAGGGUGAGAAGGAAUUGCCAGGACUAACCGAUAACAACAUCCCUCGUCGUCUUGGACCUAAAAGAGCCUCCAAAAUCCGCAAGCUGUUCAAUCUUACAAAGCAGGAUGAUGUAAGACGUUUUGUUGUCAAGCGUCCUGUUCAGAAGGAAGGAAAGAAGGAAAAGUUGAAGGCACCCAAGAUCCAGCGUCUUAUCACACCAGUUACCCUGCAAAGGAAAAGACACAGGGUUGCUCUGAAGAAGAGGCGUUGUUUGGCUCGUAAAGAACAAGCUGAAGAAUACGCCAAGCUUCUUGCUCAAAGACAUAAGGAAGCUAAGGCUAAACGCCAAGAAGAGCAAAGAAGAAAGCGUAGUGCUUCUUUGAGGGACUCAAAAUCCUCAGCUCAAUCUCACCCAGUCAGCAAGUGAGAGCACUAAGAUGUAAUAAAUAAACUAUUUUGCAACAUCAAAAAAUCAAAU
Molecule: messenger RNA, 870 nt
Organism: Trichogramma pretiosum
Lineage: Eukaryota; Metazoa; Arthropoda; Insecta; Hymenoptera; Trichogrammatidae
Product: 40S ribosomal protein S6-like
Exons: 1
Coding region: 67-819 (250 amino acids)
Biological process (GO): translation
Cellular component (GO): ribosome
Molecular function (GO): structural constituent of ribosome
Source: RefSeq, a predicted model, not a curated record